Messenger RNA from Pieris macdunnoughi, 372 nucleotides. The record is from the annotation of a GenBank genome assembly. NCBI's taxonomy places the organism in Eukaryota, Metazoa, Arthropoda, Insecta, Lepidoptera, Pieridae.
AUGGAGCAGGUAUCACCUUCCACCUCCUUACUAUUUGUGGUCUUCUGCAGUAUGAAAAGCUUGCUAUCGAACAUCAACGCUGUUCCCCACCACCUAAGGACAGCGAAGCUGGCCUUGCUAUUCCUUACCGAGCUAUUUACUCCAGACGAAAGCUCUUUCCUCUCCUACCCUGUUCGCAAGUUAAGGGCGUAUAUCAACGGGCGAGCAAAGAGCGAAACAGCAGGCAUGGACACCCGUGGCAUCGUCAAGGUGCAAAGAAUUUCGCGUUCUCCCUCGACGUCCUAUGGUAGAAUUCAGCUGCAGGUAUUAGUCCGUACAGUUCUACAGAGCACUCUCCAUGAUUUAUGCUGUAGAAGAUGCAGAUUAGAAUAA